Cucumis sativus (cucumber) is the source of this 737-nucleotide messenger RNA. Its product is annotated as 40S ribosomal protein S26-3. Gene Ontology annotation, cellular component: cytosolic small ribosomal subunit; ribosome. Gene Ontology annotation, biological process: translation. The record is from RefSeq and is a predicted model, not a curated record. The transcript is spliced from 5 exons. Bases 157 to 546 code for a protein of 129 amino acids. Gene Ontology annotation, molecular function: mRNA binding; structural constituent of ribosome. NCBI's taxonomy places the organism in Eukaryota, Viridiplantae, Streptophyta, Magnoliopsida, Cucurbitales, Cucurbitaceae.
UAUGCAAAUAAGCCAAAUUAGGGAUUUCAUUCGCUAGGUCACCUUCUGUUUCCCCUUCAUAUAAAAGGAUCACUACCACUCAUUCAUAAACCCUAAUUCAGCCGACGAGCUCUCCGAUUCUCUCCGAUUCGCUCGUCCAUCUCAUACACUACAACCAUGACUUUCAAGCGCAGGAAUGGUGGACGCAACAAGCAUGGACGUGGCCACGUGAAAUUCAUCCGUUGUUCCAACUGCGGCAAAUGCUGCCCUAAGGAUAAGGCAAUCAAGAGGUUCCUUGUCAGGAACAUUGUGGAGCAGGCAGCUGUUAGGGAUGUUCAGGAAGCCUGUGUUUAUGAUCAAUACACUCUUCCUAAGCUUUAUGCCAAGAUGCAGUACUGUGUUUCUUGUGCUAUUCACUCUCACGUUGUGAGGGUUCGAUCACGCACUGACAGGAGGAAACGUGAGCCCCCACAGCGCUUCAUUAGACGCAGGGACGAUGCACCAAAGCCUGGACAGGCAGGACAGAACCCUCGUGUUGGAGCUGGUGGAGCUCCACCCCGUGCUUGAAAGAACGCUUUAUAUGCUAUUUAAUUUUCUCGUGGUUUCUCAGAUUUUGUGGACUUCAAUUUUAUUUAGGAUUCUUCACUAUAUUUUGAGGGCUUUGUUUUGAGUAUCGAAUUAUGCUGUACUUGUGAAAUCUGAUCAAUUUUUGAUUUAAUAGGUUCUCUACUUGAAUAUUUUAUUGUUUUUUGUCAUGA